This is a messenger RNA of Theobroma cacao (cacao), 2966 nucleotides long. Its product is annotated as EXS (ERD1/XPR1/SYG1) family protein. Gene Ontology annotation, biological process: cellular response to phosphate starvation; phosphate ion transport. The record is from RefSeq and is a predicted model, not a curated record. Lineage: Eukaryota; Viridiplantae; Streptophyta; Magnoliopsida; Malvales; Malvaceae. Gene Ontology annotation, cellular component: trans-Golgi network; Golgi apparatus; cytoplasm. Gene Ontology annotation, molecular function: inositol hexakisphosphate binding; phosphate transmembrane transporter activity.
UGACACCCACGUUUUCUACUGAAACCUUGCGACGGGGUCUUGGCCUUCCUCCGUUUUCUUGGAUGUUUCUACCUUUUUCUGUUUUUAUAAGUAGAGGUAGCUACACCUAAUCAAGUUCCCCUCAUCAAGUUGGUCUGUAACUUGUAAUCUCAACUUGUAGUUGAGAUUUGGUGUUUUGUGGGGUUUAUUCUUUUAAAACUUCGAGGGACCAAUUUCUGAAGCGCAUUGAAACUAGAGCAGUGUGAGCAUUAGGGUACUGAGAGCGUUAUAAUUUAUCUGCACUGGCAGAAGUGAUUACAGGCCAAAAAUGAAGUUUGGGAAGGAGUUUGCGUCGCAGAUGGUGCCGGAAUGGCAAGAAGCGUACAUGGAUUAUGAUUUCUUGAAGUCCCUUUUGAAAGAAGUCCUGCGUUUCAAGCAAAGGACCAAGCCACCGGCUACCCCUGGUGGCCUGAAACGGAAGCUGACGCUGUAUAGAGCUUUCAGUGGCCUAACGCAGAGGCACCACAACCCGACGAGCCCGACCUCGCCUGACAUAGAAAGCCAACCCAUUUUGGUGAAUUCUGUGAGUCAGAAUGGGUCUCAGAGUUAUCAAACUACGUUCCUGAUGUCAGCGGACGAGGGCGGAGAGUAUGAGCUGGUGUACUUUAGGAGGCUUGAUGAUGAGUUCAAUAAGGUGGACAAGUUUUACAGGGCUAAGGUGCAAGAGGUGAUGAAAGAAGCAGAUAUUUUGAACAAACAAAUGGAUGCUUUGAUUGCUUUCAGGAUCAAAGUCGAGAAUCCUCCAGGGAUUAGUUUUGACAGGUCCGUGGAGAUGACUCGCCUUGCUUCAGACAUUGCAGCGUCCACAGCUGCAUUAUCGGCUGCUACUCCAUCUGGUGCCAGAGCUAGCAAAACAGCUCCUCACCUUGAAGCCAUUGUAGAAAGCACCCAUGGUCAAGCUGAUGAUGAUGAUGAUGAUAAAAAUGAUGAAAAAGAGAGAAAUACCCCGAUUCAAGAAGCCAAAGCACCGAAACCGAAGAAUAUCAUGGGCAUCAGACCUGCACCACUUGACGUACUUGACCGGGUGAAAAUGAACAACACUCUUGAGACUCCUCGUUCCACCAUUAAAGGUGUCCUCAGGGUUCCUAACCAUACGGACCUGAGUUUCAGCAGGGAAAAUCUAAGGAAAGUUGAAGAACAACUUAAGCGGGCUUUUGUUGAGUUCUACCAAAAGCUUCGUCUGCUUAAAAGUUUUAGCUUCCUGAACACGUUGGCGUUUUCCAAAAUCAUGAAGAAGUACGAUAAGAUCACUUCCAGAAGUGCAUCCAGAUCUUACAUGAAAAUGGUGGAUAACUCCUACCUUGGUAGUUCUGAUGAGGUUACAAGGCUCAUGGAGAGAGUUGAAACUACAUUCAUCAAGCACUUUUCAAAUGCAAACCGUGCUAAGGGGAUGAACAUCUUAAGACCCAAAGCAAAAAGAGAAAGGCAUAGGAUAACAUUUUCAACAGGGUUUUUCGCUGGCUGUGCGGCAUCUCUUGUACUGGCCCUUAUUCUGAUCAUUCGUAUCCGUAAAAUUAUGGAUAGUCGAGGGAGGACCAAAUACAUGGAAACAAUGUUUCCUCUUUACAGUUUGUUCGGAUUCAUUGUUCUGCACAUGGUAAUGUAUGCUAUCAAUAUAUUUUACUGGAGGAAGUACCGGGUUAAUUACUCUUUCAUAUUUGGUUUCAAGCAAGGAACCGAAUUGGGGUACAGAGAAGUUUUUCUACUGAGUUUUGGUCUUGGAACAUUAGCUUUAGCCUGUGUGCUCUCGAACCUUGACAUGGAGAUGGAUCCCAAAACAAGAGACUACAAAGCAUUCACUGAACUUCUUCCCCUGAACUUGGUUCUGGCUCUACUUAUCAUCCUAUUCCUGCCAUUCAACAUCUUGUAUCGGUCGAGUCGAUUCUUCCUCCUCACAUGUUUGUUUCACUGUAUCUGUGCUCCUCUGUACAAGGUUACACUCCCAGAUUUCUUCUUGGCUGAUCAAUUAACUAGCCAGGUGCAAGCCUUUAGGAGCUUCGAGUUCUACAUUUGCUACUAUGUUUGGGGAGACUUCAAACACAGAAAAAACACUUGCAAAGACAGUGAUGUGUUCAACACUUUCUACUUCAUCGUGGCUGUGCUUCCCUACUUGUCACGCCUCCUCCAGUGCCUCCGUCGCCUCUUUGAAGAGAAAGACCCAUUGCAAGGAUACAAUGGACUGAAAUAUUUCCUGACAAUCGUAGCUGUCUGUCUGAGAACAGCUUACAGUAUCAACAAGGGAAUUGGCUGGAGAAUAAUAGCCUGGGUCGUCUCAGCCAUUGCAGCAAUAUUCUGUACAUACUGGGACCUUGUCUAUGACUGGGGCCUCCUUAACCGCCAUUCCAAGAACCGUUGGUUGAGAGACAAACUCCUCGUUCCUCACAAGAAAGUAUACUUUGGGGCCAUGGGACUGAAUGUUCUGCUGAGAUUUGCCUGGCUCCAGACCGUGUUGAACUUCAAGUUUGCAUUGCAUGCAGAAACCCUGACGACGAUUGUCGCCAGUCUUGAGAUCAUUCGUCGUGGUGUAUGGAAUUUCUUCAGGUUGGAGAAUGAGCACUUGAACAACGUCGGAAAGUAUCGUGCAUUCAAGUCCGUACCGUUACCGUUCAACUAUGAUGAGGAUGAUGACAAAGACGAUUAAGUUUUGUACGAUAAAUCUGCUGAAGAAUAAGAAAAACUGCAGAUAAAACGCCAUAGAUGCCCCGCAGCUGCCAUCUGCUACAACAUUAAACUUAAAACCCAUCAAGGCAACAUACAAUGAUUUGACAGAGAUGGAGUUGUGGUACAUAAUUAAGGAAUUUUGAUGUUUGAUGAGAGACAAAGCCAAUACUUUUGCUAAUUCUCUGUUUGCUUGUAUUUUUUUUUUGUUUAUUUUUGUUCAAUGUACAGAAUUCAUUCUUAAUGAAAAAUACCUUCUAAAUAUUUUC